Anopheles marshallii is the source of this 1971-nucleotide messenger RNA. It is a transcript of the gene Caf1-105, whose product is annotated as chromatin assembly factor 1 subunit B. Gene Ontology annotation, biological process: nucleosome assembly; DNA replication-dependent chromatin assembly. Gene Ontology annotation, cellular component: CAF-1 complex; nucleus. NCBI's taxonomy places the organism in Eukaryota, Metazoa, Arthropoda, Insecta, Diptera, Culicidae. The transcript has 4 exons. The record is from RefSeq and is a predicted model, not a curated record. Bases 1 to 1971 code for a protein of 656 amino acids. Gene Ontology annotation, molecular function: protein binding.
AUGAAGUGCCAAAUCCCGGAAAUAUCGUGGCACAAUCGCGAUCCAGUGUUGAGUGUGGAUAUUCAACCGAAAGGAGCGAACGAUCGCGAUCAUCAAUAUCGGCUGGCAUCCGGUGGGACUGAUUCGCAUGUGCUGAUCUGGUACAUGAUACAAAACCCCAUGUGUGGUACGAUCAACCUGGAACUGGCGGCCGAUCUUACGAGACAUCAGCGAGCGGUAAACGCGGUACGAUGGUCUCCUUCGGGGGAACUGCUUGCUUCCGGAGACGAUGAAAGUGUAAUCUUCAUAUGGAAGCAGAAGGGAGAAACGGAGACGCUGAACAUUCUUGAUACGACCAACGAACAAGACAAGGAAACGUGGCUGACAAUGAAGAUCCUGCGCGGCCACAUGGAGGACGUGUACGAUCUGUCGUGGUCUGCUAAUUCACAAUUUCUCAUUAGCGGGUCGGUGGACAAUACGGCGAUCGUGUGGGACGUGCAGCGUGGUAAAAAUCAGGCGAUUCUUCAAGAGCACAAGGGCUUUGUUCAAGGUGUUGCAUGGGAUCCUCAAAACAAGUACCUGGCCACGCUUAGCACGGAUCGCUCAUUCCGGGUAUACGACGCGCAAACGAAGCGCGUUGUUUCCAGGUGCAAUAAAUGUGUACUACCCGUACCGCAGGCACAUCCGCUGCGAGAUAAGACUGUUCGACUGUUUCACGACGACACAUUGCAGACAUUCUUCCGGCGUUUGUGCUUCAGUCCUGAUGGCAAUCUGAUCGUCACACCGUCCGGAGUUGCCGAAAUCGAGGGUGUUCCAAAGCCACUGAACACUACCUACAUUUUCUCGCGGAACUCACUUCGGCAACCCUGCUUGACGCUUCCAUCGCCUGAUCAGUACUCGGUCGCUGUUCGCUUCUGUCCGGUGUAUUUCCAACAUCGCUCACAUGCAGAAAGCAAACCACCACUUAUACCGCUCCCGUACAGAAUGGUGUUUGCGGUGGCUACCAAAAGUUCUGUCUAUCUGUACGACACACAACAGGCCGCCCCAUUUGCACUGAUAUCCAACAUCCACUAUACCCGGCUUACGGAUAUGUCGUGGUCAUCGGAUGGGAAAAUUCUUAUCGUCUCCAGUACGGAUGGUUUCUGUUCGUUGAUUUUUUUCGCCGAAGGUGAGCUGGGAACGGUAUACGAAGCGCCAGCGUCGGAAACAUCUCUUGCUGACAAUCCCAGUACACCUCCGCCACUAUCGGAGACCAACAAGCGUUCACCGUCACCUUCAGCGAAACAGAAGAGUGCGUCGGGAGGGAUUGAUGAUACAAAGCGAGAUAAAAAAUCACCCCAAUUGAUAGCAAUCAGAAGAAAGCCCAAACCAGAAGAAAAUUCAUCUAAUAGAAGUGAUGAUGUCGAGGGCCAGUCAGCCGUUGAAAAGUCUGUAAAACCCGUUGAGUUACAAGCGGUGGAAUUUGUCAUUGAAAAGGACAAAAUUAUCAGCAGCGCAGAAAAGUUCGAUAGUCCAGCCAAGAAGGAUCGACCCGUAACACCGAUUGCGGUACGACGACACCCGAGAACACCUUCGGACAAAUCGAGUGACCCACAGCAAACUCAAGCGGCUUCAUCGGUGGGAAAGAAUUCUCCCAAACCUAUAGCUAUCCGUCGACAUCCGCGAGCACUGGAAACCGGUGUCGCUAAAUCGGUUAUCGAACCAACCGCUGAAGAAGAUGCUAACGACACAUGGCCCAUCGAUGAACCGAAACCGGUUGCCGUAAUAGAGACAAAGAAGAAACACACGAUGCCACAGCCUUGUCCAAUGGAAACUGACCAAACGGAAGACAUUGUACUGAUCGUGGAAUCAGACGGGGAGGAUGAUGUGUUGCCCGUUGUCGUUUCUGCAGACGAACCGCCGAAGGAGUCGAACACCGAAACACAGAAAACACCGCGACGAGUGGAAUUUCGAACGAUAUCGACGCCGAAAUCAAAAAAGAAGCUUUUAUGA